This is a messenger RNA of Juglans microcarpa x Juglans regia, 849 nucleotides long. RefSeq lists its product as uncharacterized. NCBI's taxonomy places the organism in Eukaryota, Viridiplantae, Streptophyta, Magnoliopsida, Fagales, Juglandaceae. The coding region runs from base 332 to 637 and encodes 101 amino acids. The transcript is spliced from 6 exons. The record is from RefSeq and is a predicted model, not a curated record. Gene Ontology annotation, cellular component: EKC/KEOPS complex.
GAACUGAAGUGUCUCCUCUCACGGGUUGGAUCUUCUCCAGUCUGCAUCCAGCAGCUCGAGCACAGCACUCCUCACGCAGCCCUAGCCUCGCCGUCGCCACUUGUGACAUCGAAGCCUUGUGCACUGCCAGUGAACCUGAAGCAACUCUUCACCGCCGCACCACCUACCACGGUCUUCUUCGACGACCCCGCUGCCAACCAAGCACUCCAUAGACGACGCUUCUCUCUCCAGCCUAACACUGGAGAGAUCCCUACCUACACUGCUGAAUACUUGCCUUGUCACAUGGCUGCUGCUGCUGCUUCACCUUGUUGUGAACGAGAAUCAAGACGCAAUGGCUGCUAUAAUUGGUGACAUGGCAGAACUCCAGCAGCAAAGCCAAUGGGAGUUCAGCUGUGACUUGGAAGUAGACUAUGAGUCUGAGGAGAAUGCUUCCAUGGUCUAUGCAGCAUUAGCUGUUGAUAAGGAGUUGCAGCCAGACAAAGUGAAAAGGCAGAUGACAGCAUCAAAUGGAAAACUUACAGUACAUUUUGAGGCAGUAGAAGCAAGAUUUCUUCGUGCAUCAUUUAGUGCUUUUGUGGACGUCCUAAUACUUGCCACAAAAACGAUUGAAGAAUUUGGACAAGGAAUGGAAUUGUGACACCCAUUCACGAUUCACCUACUAGCACUGCUGCUUUUUCUGGGGAGAAUUUAGUGAAAGAUACUAAAAAUGCUAAUCUCUUUUAUUUAUGAUUUGUGAUGCAUGUAGUCUUCGUUGUUCUAUUUGUGCCGAAAGUGAAUUUCGAUAUUAAUAUUAUGAUGUCUGCCACUAAUGUUAUUAAAUGAAAUCGUGUAACAAUUUAACUAGUAAAA